CUGUGCGCGCAAGGUUGGAGAGCGAGCGCGGACGGCGCCGCGGACCCGUCCAGCAGCAAGCCCUAGUGAGCCCCGCCCCGGCCGCCAGCUGAGUUCCAGCUGGUGUUUCCCUCCGCUGCUCUGCUGUCUGUCACCCGCGGGCUUCGCGCCCGUUCGCGCCAGUGACUAUAGUCGCAGCGGCAUAAGGCCGCGGGACCGUCACUGCCCCGCGAGCCUAGGCGGGAUCGACUCUGUGACGACGGAGCAGCUGACGCAAGGCGUUGACGCGGAACGCAGCGAAAGCAAGUGAAGUCAGGGCAAGCAGGCCUGCUGCCUGCGGGGACCUGGUGCCUCACUUCUAAGCGCGCUGCUGGACAGUCCCGGGGUGCCCAGAAGGAGCCCCCCCCCCCCCAACAUCCAGCCUCCUUGUCGGGGUGGUCCAGGCUGGAGAGACCCCUCUAAGUCUGUCAGGCGCGAAAGGGCAUGUCAGUUGCCACCCGUGGGAACCACUGAUCCGCAGGGAGGCCGCUUAGCGCAUCCGCGUCUUGCGGGGGAAAGCCGCCUCGCGCCUGCGCCCUGCAAGACCCUGCCGCUGUCUCGCCUCGGCGGAAGAGAUCCGCGCGUGCGCCGCGCGACUGUUGGAUUACCUUUUCGCCCUGGAAGGACCUCACUGCGGCCACGAUUCUGCUCCUCACACGGAUCGAGGUGCACUAUGAGGUGGCCCGCCCCCGCCCCCGUCGCGCCCCGGCUAGACGCCCCGCCAUGAUCGGCGCCCCCGCCGGCCUCUUGGGUCUGCUGCUGGUGGCGACGUGCCUCCUCGCCUGCGCACAGGCCGCGUCGCCGCCCCCGCCGCCCGCCCCCGCGCCCCCUGGGGCCGCGCCCCCGGAGCAGGGGCCGGCCGCGCCAUGGGAGGCGCCAGAGGCGGGGGCGGGCUCGGCGGCGGGCGACCUCGCCAAGCCCGCCCUCAACGAGCUGGUGUCCGGGGCGCAGGGACCGCCCCCGCAAGUGGAGCAGAAGGACAAGAACGGCGGCCCACCCGUGCUGCCCUCGGCGCAGGCCGCCCAGCCCCCUACCGGUGCACCUGGUGACAGCCACAGUACAACGCCGCAGUCCGCGGCCACGGGGAGACGGCGAGCCGCUGACCGCCUGGCAGCUGAACGCGGCCCUCGGCUCGUGAGCGCCGAGCAGGAAGCCAACGCGGUUGCCGCCCGGCCUAGGCCUCACCGAGUGCCUGAGAGCGAGGAUGCUGACGAAGGGACGGAGGUCGGUGCCGGCGGCGUCACCAAGCGGCCGCGGGUGCGCCUCUCGGUGCGUCGCGGCGCCAAGCCCAACGCCACGACGACGGCGUCGCCUCCGCCGCCUGCUCCCGUCGGUCCGGCGCCCGCGGCGCCGCCCCCGACCAAAGACGCGGACUGGAAGCCGGCGGCCGUGGAGGACAACGGACUCGUGACCACGGAGCCCCCCGGGGUGCAGACCGCGGCCACCCCAGCGCCCGCGCCACCGACGGCGGCCGCGAGCGCGCCGCGGGCCGAGCAGCCUCCGGAGCCGCUGCCGCCACGCCGGGGCGAGCCCGGGGAGAUGAUGGAGCUGAGCAGCGUGUCGCCGCUGCAGCGCAGCAGGCUGUCCACGCUGCGGUGGCGCCAUCCUGAGCGGGCGGACAGCACCACGGAGCCGCCCAGGAGGAUCAAGCACAGGGAGACCACCUGGGACGCCCCUGGCACCACCACGCACAGGCCGCUUGUUCGCCGCGGGUCGGUGAGGUACGGCGUUGGUGGUAGUGCGACGACGACCUCCACGUCCACGAGCACCGGCCCGACGCCCACCCGAAGCCUGGACGAGGACAUGCGUGUGCCCGAGACGGCCUCGGCGUGGACGCUGGCGUCCAUGAAGGGCCUGGCGCCCAUGCCGAAGGUCGAGUCCGCAGCCCAUGAGAGGCCUCCAAGUGCCGUCCUGCCUGAGGGGCUGCCGUUCACCACGGCCUUGCCGCCCAUCGUCAUCGAGGUCUCCACCCUGCCAGACGUGACCCCCGCUCACGCCCACGCCGUGCACACCGUCCUGGCCAACACCCCCGCGCCGGGCCUCGAACUGCUGCUCAACAAGGAGCCCCAACAAGAGGGUCUGCAGACCGACAAGAAGCCCAGCAGCAACAUGAUGCUGGACGCCGAGCCGCACCUGCCGCUGGAGAGCGUGUUCUCGACGGGCAGGCCGCCACAGUCCCCCGCGCGGCCUAUCGUCCCCGCCGCGCCCGACUCUCCGGCCUUGAGCGCUGCCGCCAACAGCACGGGGGAGAACCUGGUGGUGCAGCCGCUGCAGCCCGAGGAGGUCAUCGUGGAGGUGGAGCCGGCCAAGCCCCGCGGCAGGCCAACGUCCACGCCGCCCACCCCGGCGCACAUCUCGCACAACGCGGUGCACGCACCGGAUGAGGAGGACGACGAUGAAGAUGAAGGGGCCACUACAAACGCGCCCAACAUCCACGUCGUGGACCCGCCGGACCUGGCGACGCCGCCAGUCGGCCCCGCUCCCGCAGCACCCGCUGCUCCAACCAGCACGGCCGCGGCCGCGACCACCACCAGCCGCCGGCCGGACCUGUGGCGGCCCGUGCAGCCCGAGGUGCAGCCCGCCGUGCCCACCCCCGGCCCGUCCAUGGUGGAGUACUUCACGUUCGCGCCGUCCGCCAACUCUCCUAGCGCGUCUGGUUCGGCCUCCGGCACUGCCACGGGCUCUGCCCCGGACACCGCCCCGGGCACGGUCAGCGGACCCAGCCAGCCGAGCGCCCCUAGCGCACCCAGUGCGCCCAGUGCGAGCCCCAGCCAGGGUCCUGGUGUCGUGAGCUCGCCGGACCAGGACGAGGACAUGGCCUCCUCGCCCGCCCCCACGUCGUUCCCCGGAGAGGAGAUAGCGGUGUCUACCCUCUCACCCGAGGAAGCCGAGGAAGACGUCCGGGAACAGGAUGAAAUCCUGCCGGGGGUCCCCGUACCAUCAGGCACGGCCUCGUCGCGUCACCCGCCCACCACCACGCAGGUCUCGCCCACCCUGGACCCAGACGACGACGUCUUAGACUCUUCUUCGACGAGGCCACCUCCCCUCACAACUCCAACCCCGACUCGCCAAACUGAGGAGCCACCAGCCGGGGAGGUCACCGCCGGUGACGUCCUGGUGGACAACACGACUGCCGCCUCCUCCCCGUCCACCGCUGAGCCCACGAUUCCGGCGACGCCAGUGACAGCGGCGCCGCCCAUGCCGACGACCCGCACGGCGCCGCCGCCACCCACGUCCCCGCCAACAGCACCCGCCACGACGCCGACGUUCUCAACGCCGACGCCAGAACCAUCCUCUUCCUCUUCUUCUCCGACUGAAGCUGGAAUGAUCACGACCACGGCGGUGCCCGUACCGCCGCUUUCUCCAGGAACGUCCGCACCCCCGACCGUGGCACCUCCGACGGCGCCCUCUGCAAUGCCGUCCACGACGCCGACGCCCAUGCCGGACAUGGACGUUCCGGUGGAGGAAACGGUGCCCAGCAGUGAGGACGACGGUGAAACUCCUCUCCCGGAGGAGACCGUGCCAGAGCCCGCCCCGGAGCCCGCGGCCCCGGAGCCGGAGCCGGUCCCGAUCCCGGAGGCCGUGCCCGCGUACCUCCGCCUGCUGAUGGAGACGGACUGGGCGCAGUUCUGUCAGGAGGUCGAGGCCUUCAGGCAGGCCGCGGCUGCACUCAUGAGCAACGGCACCUCCAUGAACGUCAAGCCGUCCCAGGUCGUGCUGCUGAAUGUGGGGCCGACGCACUGCUCCGAGGCGGCCGACGAGGCUCGUGCCGAGGAGACGACCACCACGGAGAUGCCCAGCGCCAGCAACAACCCCAUCGCCAACAUGAUCUCAAUCCAGAUGUACAUCGCGGACGCGAGCCUGCACUUCAGCCGGAACCUGACGGAGGACUUCCUCCGCUUCUGGGGAUGCCGCGGGCUCGAGUACCCGAUCCGCAAGGUGGACCUGGUGCUGCCGCUGGGCGGCGCCGACGGCGGCUCCUCCGGCCAGGGCGGCGGCGCGGGCGUUAUCGCCGCCAUCGCCAUCUCGUGCGUCGCGGCCGCCUGCCUGCUCGUGCUGGCUGCUCUGCUGCUCAUCAUGCGCAAGCGGCAGAAGAGCCUGCGGUACGCGCAGCGGUGCACGCCCGUGUCGCUGGACGCGUACAGCCUCGACAGCGUGUCGGUGUGCAACAGCAGCAGCGUGCGCAGGAAGGGCGCCGGCGCGGGCGCGCGCGCCUCCAAGCGCUCGUACGGCAACCCCGCCUUCACCGACCCGGCCGCCCCGUCGCACCCGCUCGCCUUCCCCGCGCUGUCCAGCAUGAGCAGCGACCGCGGCAGCGUCGAGGUCGAGUUCAGCGCCAUCCCCCAGGUGGCGCCCAAGGCCGACGAGCUGCCCGACGGCGCCGACACGCGCAACCGCUACGCCAACGUGAUCCCACUGCCCGAGACCCGGGUGACGCUGAGCUGCAAGGACGGCGACCCGCUGUCCCAGUACAUCAACGCGAACUACGUGCGCGGGCCCAAGAACGCCGACAAGUUCUACAUCGCCUGCCAGGCGCCGCUCGCCUCCACCGUCCACGACUUCUGGCGGAUGGUGUGGGAGACGCAGGCCAAGGUCAUCCUCAUGCUGACCGACCUCGUAGAGGAUGGCGUGGAAAAAUGCGCCGACUACCUUCCACCGUCCGAAGUGACGGACUGCCACAGACUCUUCGGUGACUUCCAGGUCACACUGAAAAAGCGCGAAGUAAAGGACAAAUACGUUGUAUCGAGCAUCCAACUCAAGAACAUGGAGACCAACUUGUGGCGGGAGGCCACGCACAUGUGGUACAUGGGCUGGCCGAGCAGAGGCGUCCCGGACGACCCCAGCACCAUCAUCGCCUUCCUCAUCGAGGCGCGCGCCUUCAUGCGGAACCCGAGCUCCUCGGCGACGGCUGCGGGGGCGGCGCCGGGGGCGCGCCAGGCACCACGUGCAGCGCCGCACAUCGUGCACUGCAGCCCGGGCACCGGCCGCACUGGCACCGUGCUCGCCAUCGACCUGUGCAUCAGGGAGUUUGAGACGACCCGGCAGGUGGACAUCCCCCGCACCGUGUACCGCCUUCGGAAGGACCGAGCGGGCUGCGUGCAGACCAAGGAGCAGUACAUGUUCAUCUACAAGGCCUUGAGUUUAUAUGCGACUAAGCUAACGGGAGGUGCGCUGGAUUCAAUAUGAUGCGUCACUACUAGUCCAUUGAAGUAGAGUUCACCAACACACAUAGAGCAAGUCAUGACUAUGGAGUUAAGCAGAAGACGGUCCUGCACUAGGAACCCAGUGUGUUAUCCAUGAUCCGUCAUCCUUUAUAUGACAAAAAAACUCAUCCUGUGUGACUGAGUUUUAAAUUGUUUUUCAAAAAAGCUUUGCUGAUAAUGUACCUUGCUGACAAAUGGCGACAAACAUAUUUUGCUGCCGGCACAUUAUUUAAAUGUCAUUGAUGGCAACUUGGGUGAGUACCAAUACACGUAUUUAUCAUUUGUAACAUGAUGAGUGAUGGAUGAUGGGUGCCUAGUGCAGGACUAUUGUAAGUGAAAAAUAUAUUUAGAGAAAUGUUUUAUAUUGUAUUUCUCAAUGAAAUAACUGCACUGACACAUGCUUAAAAUUAAGCAAGAGGCAAAUAAUUGUUGUUUUUUACUCGUUCUUUACCAACCCACUUUCCCUUCUCGUUGGUAGGAAGAACGAGUAUUGUUCUCAGUGCUGUGUAACCCUUUUUCUGUUCCUGUUUUCAUCUCAGAACACACAACACCUACACACAUGACAAUAGUACCACUGUAAAGCGGGAACGCUGGUCUCAAUUAAAGCAAUGAACCUUUUUUCAGGUUUAAUAGUAUAAUUUUGAGCACUCUUAACAAAUUUUGCGUGUUUUCAUUCUAAGUCCCAGACCAGAGCUUAUUUUGAGCGUGUUGAAAAACGUAGUUAAGCAACGAAAAUGGAUGAUGCAUGCAUCUUUGAACUUAUGAGAUGUUAAUGAAACUGUUUUAUUAACAUGUUUAGAGUCGCUACCGAAGCAUUUUAAUGAGUUUACUUAACAGAUCCUCCUAAAAACUUGCAAGUCCUGUGACGGUGGAGGAGUGCGUGAGGUUAUGGCGGCGCCAUCUGUGCUGCCAUCUGUGGGCGGUUAGUAACUACUUCACAGUGAGCGCGCGGGCGUUUUAAAUGUACCUUUUAUCGCCACGGAAAACCCUCCAUCACCCUAUACACACACUUCUCCAUUACUCUGAGAUAAAAGCAGGAACAGAUUUUGAAGAACUACCGUGGUUUGGUUAAGAACGAGUUUCCUACUUAGCACAAAAUUCAUUUUGUGUUCAUAGUUUCCCUUGUUUUAUGUUAAGGAACUUGAGCUCUUACUAGAAUCAAUACAUAGGCAGCAUUUUAUAUUCCAUGACAUGUACAAUAACGUAGAAAUUUUGCUCAGUUUUUAAUGUUAGUUUCGUCAACUUUCAUUUUCACCAAAUAUUCAGUGUCUACAGUGUCUUAUGCACAGGUAGAUGUUCAAUUGAAGGAAAUUCUUUGAUAGUAUGGGAAUUUGGCUGUGCAGUGUUUUGUCUAUGUUGUGUUGGCUCUGUAUAAUUGGUAAAAUACUAUAUCAUACUUGUUAAUUUUUGUUGUUGAAGGGAAUGAUUCCAUGUGAGGCAAUUUUUGUUUGAUUAUCACUGUAUUUUGUAGCUUGCAGUAGGCUCCUCGGAACCUGCUGAAACAAUAAUUGUGUAUUGCCUUAUCUAAUCAUGUUUUACUGGAUGACCCUGUAGUCAUGUGAUAUUAUGUGUAUGACAUUUUUUUAUGAAGUGUAAAAAUUAUAUACAUAGACUUAUGUCUUUUGUAGCCGUGAUAUUAAUGCAAAAAUUUGUAUGUGCUUAGAAAUUUUUGACAGAUUGAUAUUUUUUAUUUAUUUAGAGGAAUAAUUUUGAGCAUUGAACUUAGUAAAUUUGUUAUUCUUAUACUGUACAACAACGGCCUUUGAACUUUUUUCAUGGCCAGGGUGUUCGUAUUCUUAUUAUAAAAUGUUUUGACUGUAAUCUUUGAAAAGACCUAUCUGUACAAAAGUUUUCUUUCAAACAAGAAAAACAAACAAAUGAAGUUAUUGAAAAGGUAUUUCUGUUAUCUUUGCAUCACAAUUUUCCCAUACUGUGGGUUUUAAAAUUAGACAGUUUUGAGACAAUGCAUGCUAAUUGAGUAAGAUAGGAGUCAUUUAAUCAUGCUUAUGCACAAGAAAUGUUUUUUAACAUCAUUUAUUUACCAAUGACUGCAAAUUUGAUCUCCUGAUUACAAUUGUAUGGUAUGUCUUCAGAUAGUUUGCUAUACUGGCAUCAAAAGAUAGGAAGAAAAGGAAGAUAUUUGUCACAGCCAAACUUGUCACAGUAGUCGCAAAUUUAUGUUUUAUUGACAAUCUUUAGAAUGGCAAAAAUGAAUUUCUUUAGAGCGUUCAGAUUUACUUGACAUUUGAUCAAAAUUCUUUUGUGGAAAAAAAACUACAACCACUAUUCAGUGUGUUAUUGUGACAAGUUUAAGAUGAACAGAAAAUUUAUGGACAACAUUUUGCAACUCAUUUGUGACAAGUCUCUGCGCCUUGAGUAGUGUCAUAGAUUCUAUGGAAUUAAGUUCUCUCAUUGUGUAAUAUCAGUAUCAAGCCGCCUAUUUUACUCAUGUUACCAUAUUGUAAUAGUGCACUUUACCCCAGUCCAGAAAAUACCCAUACUGUUCUACAGUUUAAAUUUUGGGUAACCCAUACUGGAACACUACUUUUUUUGCCUUUUAAUUUUCAGUAUUUGAUAGUAAGCAUUUGUUGUUUAUAUAAAGCAUAUGACUUUCCAACUGCUUGAGUGUAAUUACAUGACAAAUUUAAAAAGUUCCUUUUAUUUUAAGUGUAUUUUAGACGAAAAAAAAAAAACCAACACACGUUUCUGCUGUUGUCACCAUAUGAUGGAAAGUAAGCAGGGAUCAAACUGAUGAAGUUUGCAACUUAAUUGAUCUUGUUUCCUCUAAAUUAAACUUGAAGUAAGGUGGUGAUACAAAUAUAGUUAGAAAUGUUUUUAGAAGAAUGGUGCUAACAGCUAGCAUUCUCAUGAUCAGAAAUUAUGUGUCAGCUCUAGACAUGGACAGGAAUACCUUGAAUCUCAAAAACAGAAUCUUUUACAUUGCAGUAAUGGUUUUUCUUAUUCAUGAGGGCAAUUGCUUCAUUUUUUGACACUUAAAUUGGAUUUUAAUAAGUAAAACUCCAAGUCCUGGAAAAUUAAAAUAACAUUUGUAAUGUAGAGGACCAUUACCUUCAAUGCAAUGCAGUGAUGUAGAAACCAGCUCAUGGUAGUUAUUUAUUUAUUAUUCAGUAACCCGCUCAAUUUCCAAUAGAGCUUACCACGCACCAGAGCGUCCGUUCUUGAUGAAUAAAGAUGUAUAUUAUAUUUUGUAAAUGUGUAUUAUUUGUUUAGUAUGAUUUAAAUGGAUGCUAAGAACAUUA
Frankliniella occidentalis (western flower thrips) is the source of this 8482-nucleotide messenger RNA. RefSeq names its product nascent polypeptide-associated complex subunit alpha, muscle-specific form. Gene Ontology annotation, biological process: protein dephosphorylation. Lineage: Eukaryota; Metazoa; Arthropoda; Insecta; Thysanoptera; Thripidae. Gene Ontology annotation, molecular function: protein tyrosine phosphatase activity. The transcript is spliced from 15 exons. The record is from RefSeq and is a predicted model, not a curated record. Bases 742 to 5205 code for a protein of 1487 amino acids.